CCCCCAGGACAUCCCGCCUGCCCUUGAAACCGCCCCUAGCAGUGAGCUCCGGGACACACUUCCUGGGCCAGCUGCCUCCAGGAAAGGGAGAUUGUGAGCCAACCCGGACAGCUGGCACGCCGCCUCCCAGCCCCCUUCCGCCGGUAGGACUGGGGGAGCCCUUCCCCCGGCAAAGAAAGGGGGGUCCUGCCCAGAAAUCCGAGGGGCUCCGGGGCACAACGCCAGGAAAGGAUCAGUUGCAGCGGUGCUGGAACAAUGUGCACGGGCGGGGGAGGGCUCUGGAAUGUAAAUCCCGGGAAACCAUUUCCCCCAGGGGGUGAGGCAGCCCCCGGGGCUUAUUCACCAGCCAGGGGAGGGAAGGGCGGUUUCUCCAUUUCCCCACUUUGUAAUGAGUUAAUUAACUAGUUUAUCUGCCGCUGAAUUACUUUUACCGCCAUGUUACUGGCUGUCACUUCCUCCAGCUCAGAGGAACAGCUCAGUUAAGGGGUGGGGCGCGGGGCGGGGUGACUUUCACUUUGACAUUUCUUCCUCCUUUCUGUACUGGGGAGGAGGAAAGUAUGAAAAGCAGCCAAAAGUUGGGCUUUUGCUGCCAUUUCAAAGCAAAACGCAGGGUGGAAAAGCCAGAUAAACGCGCGCGGGGGGGGCUUCCCUGGCAGGUUUUGGUGCUGACGGUUUCUGUGGAAAGUGAAAAUAAUUUCUUAGGAGAAGAUGCUGAUUUUGCAGGAGGCCCAGCUGUUUCAAGGGGCUCUGGCUCAGAUCCCAUCCUGCACAUGGCUGGGCACAAGGACUCAGGGGUGUGGGUUUUGUGUCUCUCUGCGGGCUGGUACCCGGAGCCUCAUGUACUCUGGAGGAAUGGCCGUGGGGAGACCCUGAGCCCCGAGUCUGAACAGAAACCGUGCAGUGACGACGGCCUAUUCAACGUCUCCAGCUCAUUGGUGGUGCUAGAGAGCUCAGACCCAGCACUGACCUGCACCAUCAGAGCCGGCUUCUCUGGCCCAGAGAGAGAGACGACAAUUCGUAUCACAGGGCUCUUCCCCAGGCACGCUCCGGAAAUGAUGGCCUUUUUCAUCCUUCUACCGGUAUCUCUCUUCCUCGUGCCCUUGGCGGUUUAUCUCUUCCGAAAGCUCCAGGUUCUCAAAGAGGAGACGUCCAAAGAGCGCGAAUGGAGACAAUUUCUUGAUAAAGUGUCCCUGUCAGCAGCAGAGGUGACGCUGGACCAGAGCACCGCCAACCCCUUCCUGAUGCUCUCAGUGGAUGGCAGAAGUGUGACAUGCGGCAUCCUCUGGCAAGACGUCCCCAAGAGCGACCGGAGAUUCGACCCCCUCCCCUGUGUCCUGGCCUCCCAGUGCUUUGCAGAUGGGCAACACUUCUGGGACGUGGAGGUUGGCUGGUGGGGAGACUGGGCCACCGGGGCAGCCCGGGGCUCCAUGGAGCACAUAGGGGCAUUCCGGCUGUCCCCAGAUGUGGGGGUCUGGGCUCUGCAGUGCCAGGAGGGGGAGUGGAGUGCUCUCACCUGCCCUGAGACCCUGUUGCAGCUGGAGUCAGCACCCAGGAUAGUCCGGGUGCAUCUGGACUGCAAGCGGGGCAGCCUGGCCUUCUACAAUGCUGAGAGCAUGUCACAUAUCUUCACCUUCACUGGCUGUUCCCGGGAACCUCUCUUCCCCUUCUUCUUGCUCUGGACCUCUGGGACGCAGCUCACCAUACUACCUCCGGGGCAGAGAAAGGCCAUGGAGAGGGACAGGACAAUGUGCACAGUAACACCCAAACUGGGAAAAAGGCAGGGCAGUCUUAUAGAACUUCUGAUCACGCCAGGGCAGAGUUAAGGGUGUUUGGCUGGGAAUUCCCUUGCGUUCAAAGGGGCAAAAUUAAGAGUGUUAUAUUCCUUUGUCUUCCAAGGGGCAGAGUUAAGGGUUUUUAACCAGGAAUUUCCAUGCAAAGGGACAGCAUCUGUCUUUGCUUCAGCAUCUUUGGUUUCUUUAUUUCAGUUUCUUUCUGGUUCACUUUUGGGAAUGAAAUGAUCAGCAGCAAUUUCUGACCCCUGGGAAUGGCCAGGGGCCCUUAACCCCUAUCUGACCAGGAAAGACAGGGGCUAAUUGUCAUGGUUUGAUCCUUGACAAGUCCCCCGUGGCCUUGGAAGAAAGCAGAGUCUGGGGCAAGGCAGGACCAGAGCAGACCUGCUCUGCUGGGUUUGGGAAGGAGGCAGUUCAGAGGCUGGAAGCUACCAAUCAAACUUUUAUUCCAGUGAAAGGGGAUGUGGGAGUCAAGACGCCCCACUCAGGGUGGCCCUGUGACAGCAGCCAGGCCUGCUUGUGUGUGUGCAUUUACCAUGAUUGUGGACACAGCACAGUCUGUGCAAAAUCCGAGCCCAACCGGACACCUGUUCCCUGUGUGCAACCCCCCCCCCAACCCCCAUGACCGUUACCACGGCAGUGCAGAACACAGAACUAUCCAUUCAAACCCAGUGCACUUAUAGAUGGAGUUGGGUGGGAAUGGGGAGGCAUUGCUCCCCCCCCAACAUUGUAUAUAUUGAUAGUGGGGGUGGAGACACAAUUUAAAGGUUUGUACACGCCUGAACAGCUUGAGUCAUGGCCCCUUGGGCAGCCCCCCCCCGCCCCGUUACCCUCAGUCUCCCCUCCCAGAAAGCAGUGGCCCCUCCCUGCAGCACCCAGCUGCUGCUCCUGCCUCUCCCUGCGGGGUGUGGCUAGCAGUUCACCCAGCCUCCAAAGGGGGGGCUACUCUGAGUCAACAGGAAACCCACACGCAGGAGUGAGUCAGCCCUGCACCCACUGCAUGGCCCUGGUUGUGACGAUAUUAAUAUGAACUGGGAUCAUAUAGAUCAUUGUUGCAACCAAGGUCCUGUUGUGGCACCAAAUCUUGUAUAAAU
Gopherus evgoodei (Goodes thornscrub tortoise) is the source of this 2884-nucleotide messenger RNA. RefSeq names its product butyrophilin subfamily 1 member A1-like. The record is from RefSeq and is a predicted model, not a curated record. The transcript is spliced from 6 exons. NCBI's taxonomy places the organism in Eukaryota, Metazoa, Chordata, Testudines, Testudinidae. Gene Ontology annotation, molecular function: protein binding. Bases 558 to 1823 code for a protein of 421 amino acids.